CUGGAGAAAGUGAACGGUCUUAUAUCAACCAAUGCGUGUAGUAGAAUGAUAUCAACAAUCAGCGAGACGAAUCCACGAACGCUCCAUUUCUGCGUGCAACUUCCAUUGAUCUUUUGUAGAAAAAGUGGUCAUUUGGAGUAGCAUAAUCUACCUUUAUACCGUAUCUACUGGAAAAAUACAGUUGUGUUUGCAGUCAAGUUUCCAGGUCUAUCUUGUACUGUACGUUGUCUUCCUAGCUUGGAUAAAAUUGCUAUCUGUGCUAUUGACUUUGAUGUGCCAAUGCAGUGACUAACUAAUCCCAUGCAUGAGCAUAAUGCCACGCAGACCAAAACUUGUCUAGUUUUGUUUUGAAGUGAUUGACUGUUGAUGCUGUGAUUCUACCUUUAUUGUCUGUAGUGUUCAACUAUUAACGUUGCAUAAUGAUAGCAUAUGGACGCCUCCUGCUGAUAAUUUUCUUCAGCGUUGCCGAUGUUUUCUUUGGCUUCUCCUUUUACUUCCGUUGGAACCAAUACAAACGAUUCGGAAUGGAUUUAUUGAAUUAUAACUUUGUUCACUCUAUGUUUGAGUUUUGGCUGUUCUCCAUAUUGAGAAUGAUCAUGCUCUCGAGCGCAACUCUAGGAGUCAUCACGGAGCCCCAAGAUAUUUUGUUGUUCAUAAAGGACAUGAGGUACACUGUAGGUGUCAUGAACAUACUUGUGGUCCUCUACACUUUGGCAAAAAUCAUGUUAUAUACUGAAUACCUGGAUGGCAACCAUGAUGACGAUCCUUGGUAUUUAACUUUUGGAGCUUGGACAAUGGUGGCCUCAUUGAUCAUGUACGUCAUAUGGAUACACAUUCUGAAAGAGCCACUGUAUUCUAAUAGCGGAGAGAAGGAAGGAAUCGAAGGAAGUAGGGACCUCAAAGAUGAUCAAUCCAAUCAUGGCGGAGAGUUGGAAAAAGUGAAGAACUAUGUCAAAUGGCAAGCGGUGUUUCUUCGAUUGAUGUCCUACACUAAGCCCGACUGGCUGUUCUUAUUGGGAGGACUUGUUUCUAUUGCAUUCUUUUCUGUUGGUAAUUCCUUUGUCCCAUUUUGGAUUGGUCAAGCCGUUGAUGCGGUGCUUAAUGGCAAUCAAUCAGAGUUCCACAAAGCCGUAGUCCUACUGAUCCUGAUCUCCCUUUUUACAACAGUAUGUGUUGGUCUUCGGAUUGGAUUAUUAAAUUUAGCCAUGGCAAGACUCAAUCGCCGCAUCAAUAAUUGUCUUUUUGAUUCCAUCAUAAAGCAGGAUAUUACAUUCUUUGAUAAAAAUGGUACAGGAGCGAUACUUUCACGUCUGUCUCUCGACACAACCACCAUGAGUAAUUCUCUAGGGCAAAGCUUCAGGAUAUCUGCCUUGAAGAUCUUCAAUAUUGUUUUCAGCACUGUAGCUAUGGUCAUCCUCUCAUGGCGGCUCUCUGUCAUCAUUAUCCUUAAUUUAGUGUUCCUAGCAGUCAUCACAGACGUCGUCGGAACUUACUAUGAUAAGCUGGCGAGGAAGGUCCAAAGCGCUCUGGCCUUGGCUAACAUCAUAGCCGAAGAGAUCAUCUCCAAUAUAAAGACUUUUCGAUGCUUUAAUACCGAAAAGAACGGUAAAAGUACCUAUAGUGAUAAGUUAGACUCUGUUUAUCACCUGCGUAUGAAAGAGGCAGUAGCCGUAGGUACAUUACAGGUGGUAGUCUCGACUAGUAAGCUGGUGGCGUUUGUACUAGCCCUCUUUUAUGGAAGCCAUCUUGUUUUAUGUGGAAAGAUGAGUGGAGGAACAUUCGUCUCUUUUGUGUUGUACCAGAGGCAAAUCGGAAGCAACAUCGCGACGAUGUUUAAUGGAUUUUCUCACAUUAUGAGAGCGGCAGGAGCCUCCAGAAAAGUGUUUGAACUGAUCGAUUUAACUCAUUCGUCUGCAAAAGAAGGUCGUCUGAUGCCAGAAGAGUUCGACGGCCAAUUGGAGUUUAAGGAUGUCACUUUUGCUUAUCCAGCCGGUCAAUCUAUUGCGGUCCUGAGGAAUAUAAACUUUACUGCAUCUCCAGGAAAAAUGUUGGCCAUUGUUGGUCCAAGUGGGGGAGGGAAGAGUUCUUGCAUCGAGCUUAUAAAACAUUUUUAUAAUUGCACAUCGGGGGAGAUUCUGUUAGACGGAAAUAACAUCAAUCAGUAUACCGAUUUCUAUCUUAAUAAAAAGAUUGCCUUCGUUGGACAAGAAACCGUUGUUUAUGCAAAAACCAUCAAAGACAACAUUUCUCACGGCCUUGAGGAUUGCAGCUUGGAGCGCAUCCACAACGCAGCAAAACUUGCCAACAUCCAUGACUUCAUUAUUGGUCUUGAGAAGGGUUACGAGACGGAAGCUGGCGAGAAGGGUUUUCGAUUGUCAGGAGGUCAGAAACAACGAGUGGCCAUAGCCAGAGCCUUGGUGAGGAACCCCCAGAUAUUACUUCUCGAUGGCGCCACUAGCGCUUUAGAUGCUGAAAAUGAACAUCUUAUCUUAGAAGCCAUCUUAGAAAAAAAGGAAUGCCCUACCGUUGUGAUUGUUACCAAUUGUCUGAGUACCAUGAAAAAGGCUGAUCGCAUCGUAGUCAUUGAUGACGGUAUGGUGGUCGAGCAAGGUGAUCAUCAAGAACUGAUGAGCGCAAAUCGCCUUUAUGCCCACCUCCAACGCCAUCAACUCCGGUGGUGGAAAAACGGUGACCAUGAAAUUAACUAUAAGCAUGCUGAGAUUGAACUGUAAAAUUUUUCAUUCCUUGCAAUGGCAUUAUCUUGUAAAAAGUAAUAUUAUUUUUAUCAUCACCAUCAUCACCACCACCAGCAUCACCAUCAUCAUCACCACCAUGAUCGUCACCAUCGCCAUCGUGAUGCGUCAUCAUUAUCAUCAUCACCAUUAUCAUAUUACGAUGAUAAGUGCUAAUUUUAUUAUUAAUUGUUUAUUUAACUUUCGUCACGAUUGGAUUUUUCAUAUUUUCAGAAUUGAAUGUCAAGUUUAUCCAAACAAAAACUUGAUGAGAAUAUAUGAAGAGAAUCGAACAAGUAUUCCACUGACAAUUUCAUCGGAAUAGGCUGGAUUUUUUUUUACAGCUUUGCCACAUUGAUAUUUAAAUAAGAGAGAUUAUGAUACAACACGAAAGGUAGUUCAGUAAUAACUACGAUUUAAUGUGAAUUACCAUGAAUACUGCAUGACCGUCAUUAUGCUAAUUUGUUAUCAUAUCUACAUGUGAAAAAAGAUCGAAGAAAUGAUGAAAAUGUUUUAUAUCAAAGACUACAAAAUAAAGAGUGUGUGACACCGUCGAAUCCCUCAUUUGCAAACCGACGAAAGUGAGCAUCUGAAAAUUAAAGAAAUUUUGAAGUAUUCAUCAUGUUUUUGUUUUACUUGCAAUUCAAAUGAAAUUUUCAGUGUUAUGCUGAUUUGAUUUCCGAUGUUCCAACCAACUUGUAUGUGUAGGCCGGGUGGAUUUGGAUUUUCAUGAUUAUUAUUAUUAUAUAAUUUCUUAUCAGAAAUUGGAUUUUUAUGUGUCUGGAAUCCCUUUGCAUUUUAGUUGAAUUAUAUUACUCUUGACCAUUUAAGAAUUAUCAAAUAUAUACCACUGUGGGCAUUGUGAAUACGUGUACCUAUUUUUAAUGUCAUUAAAAAAACAUUAUCGAUCAAUACAUGAAAGUAUAAUAGAUUUGUAUAGGUAUUAUAUGAAUAUAUCAAUACAGUGAAAUCAUGUAUAUUAAUUCUAAAUAAAUUCCCUGUUCAUUAGCAGCUGCCCCCUGCGUUAUGAAAUAUAAAAUGCAUAAAUUUCAAUUUGUUAAUGGUUUGUGAUGACUUAUUUU
Molecule: messenger RNA, 3814 nt
Organism: Lytechinus variegatus (green sea urchin)
Lineage: Eukaryota; Metazoa; Echinodermata; Echinoidea; Temnopleuroida; Toxopneustidae
Product: ATP-binding cassette sub-family B member 9-like
Exons: 1
Coding region: 420-2732 (770 amino acids)
Biological process (GO): transmembrane transport
Cellular component (GO): membrane
Molecular function (GO): ABC-type oligopeptide transporter activity; ATP hydrolysis activity; ATP binding
Source: RefSeq, a predicted model, not a curated record